Haliotis rufescens (red abalone) is the source of this 1848-nucleotide messenger RNA. Its product is annotated as mitochondrial pyruvate carrier 1-like. NCBI's taxonomy places the organism in Eukaryota, Metazoa, Mollusca, Gastropoda, Lepetellida, Haliotidae. Gene Ontology annotation, cellular component: mitochondrial inner membrane. Gene Ontology annotation, biological process: pyruvate import into mitochondria. The record is from RefSeq and is a predicted model, not a curated record. The transcript is spliced from 7 exons. Bases 64 to 462 code for a protein of 132 amino acids.
CUUAUUUGUUUGCACUUAAGUCUUUAUUAAUGUACAGCGAUACAUUCAGUUGGUACUGGAAACAUGGCCGGGUUGUUAGUGAAGAAAGCUGUCACUUACGUGAGAAGCAAAGAGUUUCGAGAAUACCUAUGCAGCACACACUUCUGGGGGCCGGUGGCCAACUGGGGACUCCCGCUGGCUGCCAUGGGGGACUUGAAGAAGGACCCGGAGAUUAUCAGUGGGAAGAUGACCUUAGCUCUGGCUAUCUACUCCAUGCUGUUCAUGAGGUUCGCUAUCAAGGUCCAGCCACGCAACAUGCUGCUCUUCUCCUGUCACAUCACUAACGAGGCUGCUCAGCUAACUCAGUUGGCAAGGUUUAUGAAGUUCCACUAUUUUUCUGAUGCGUCAAAGAGAGAGAAGCAGCAGAUGGAGGCCAAGCCCGAAUCAGCUGACAAGCCACAUAUAUCUCCCUCCUCCCCGUAAAUAAAGUUGAGAGACACACGGUUGUUACAUCUAUCUGCAGGGAGUCCUCCCACUGAUACACUCACAGACAUGUCAGCACUUGUACCUUGGUGUGUAGCUUGACACUUCGUCACAGGGUGUACUUUUGCUCUUCAGGGUGUACUGUUGCACAUCAGGGUGUAGUGUUGGGCAUUAGGGUGUACUGUUGCACAUCCAAGACCUCGAUGUAAUUUUACACUCUUACGGGAGUAUUGCUACACUGCUAGUGUGUAAUUUUAAACUCUUACGUGAAUGUUGCUACACUAUCAGUGUGUAAUUUUACACUCUUACAGGGGGACAGUUACAUUUUGUGUAAUUUUACACUCGUACAGGGUAUUGCUACACUAUCAGUGUGUAAUUUUACACUCUUACGGGGGGACAGUUACAUUUUGUGUAAUUGUACACUCGUACAGGGUAUUGCUACACUGUCAGUGCAUAAUUUUACACUCUUAUGGGCAUAUUAUUACACUUUCUGUGUAAUUUUACACUCUUACGGGUGUGUUGCUACACAUCAGUGUAUACUGUUACAUAGGUAUUUAUAGACAUCUGUGAGCGUCUUACUAUAGUGUUACAUAUUUGUGCAUCUACAACGAAACUGAUUACUCAUAUCACGGACUAAGUUACAAAUUAGCCCUCCUUGCACAGAUCUGCACACAGGGACUGAAGUGAGUGUAUCGUGAAUGUUUGCGAUGUGGACAGCAAGAUGUAACUGCCGAUGUACCACAAUGGUGCCGUGUGAUCGAGGGAUGGCUGGGCCGAGUCACCUACAGACAAUAUAAGAUAUCAUGUCCAUCCUCUUUUAACAUUAGUUAUUUACAGUGAAAUUUUCUUAUCCAUAGGUUAUACUUUUUGAGUGAGAGAUUGUACAGUUGUUGGUUUUGUUAUUUUAUAGACAUGUAUAAUUAUUUUCAGAUGUUGAUUAUUCAUGAAUAACACACAAAGGGCAUCAUACUCAACCUGUGCUUGCUGUAUCAAGAAAAGAUACUGUUUGGGAUCAUGAAGAUUUUUAUAGCUAUGUUUAUGAAAGUGUGUGUGCUCAGUCUUGACUGCAAACAAAUUUCCCCAAAAAUAUUUGUGAUCCCUAACUUUGUUUUUUCGGUAUAUGGUUUCGGAAACGGUGGAUAUACAUGUUGAGUAUGUUUGCAACCCUGUCUGAAGACUUGGUCCUGAUGACGUCCGGUGAUAUUAUUUAAGGCAGUAUUUAGAGUUUCAAGUCAAUGCUCAAGAGGUUGUUGAUAUUUACACACAUCAGGUGUAUGGUUUGUCCAUCUCAUUAAAAUCAGAUCUUAGUUCUCGCUACCACUAAACAAAGAUCUUAGGACAUCCCAUUACGGGUCACGUCAGAACGACCUUUCAUCCGACCAAUCA